Molecule: messenger RNA, 1671 nt
Organism: Hippocampus comes (tiger tail seahorse)
Lineage: Eukaryota; Metazoa; Chordata; Actinopteri; Syngnathiformes; Syngnathidae
Exons: 11
Coding region: 111-1445 (444 amino acids)
Source: RefSeq, a predicted model, not a curated record
CUUAAGGAGGAUGUCUUUUGUGAAAGCAAAGAGAGGAAGAGACAGGGGGGAAAGAGAGCAGCUUUUUCGAGAGGCAGCUUCAACCAGUAACUCUUCUUCUUACGUUAAGGAUGCGAAGUGGACGAUCACUUUGGAUACAAACGCUGCUGCUAACUUCUUUACCACUAUGGGGAACACUUUGGGCUUCCACGUCUCCUCAAAACCCGCCGGCACCUGAACUACGGAUACAUUCGCGGUCCGGGGACUCUGUGGUGCUGGUUUGCCGGACCUCAGAAGGCCACCACGGAGUUCUCUUCAAACUCUUCAGAUUCACCAAGGAGGUGGAUUCAGUGGAGCUGUCGCCGUCUGAGGAGGUCCUCUUCACUGUCCAGCUCAAAGUGGCAACAAAACCUGAACUUUUUUGCUGUAUGUAUAAGAACCAGCAAGGCCUCUACAGUGCUUUCAGUCCCUAUUUAAAGACAGAACAUCAAAGAGAUGUUGCCCCCACACAGGCUCUACCCAGCCUGCCACCUCCAGUCUUAUCAGUGGAGCCCCCCGGCGGGAUGGUUGAACGUGGCGACAUGUUGUACUUCAGCUGCUCUGUCCCAGCUCUUCAGUCCACCUACAAACCAACCUCCUUCAUUUUGCUGAGGGCAUCAUCAGGGCGGGAGUCUAUAAUCAGCCAGAAUCAUGACGUACGCACGUCAAACUUGGAAUCCCAACCAGGGGUGUUCAGUGUGGGCCCGGUAAAGCAGGGAGAGGGCGGCGAGUAUGCCUGCCUCUACUACACCACUAGUGGAGUGGACAUAGUCAAUUCAACGAUCAGCAACAAAAUUCAAAUAACUGUUAGAGAUGAUCUGCCUGUACCCACCCUCGUUCUCCAGCAACACGCACAAGUGUGGCAUAUGCUCUGCACGGGAUCCCCUGCAUACCCCGGGGCUGUCUUCACCCUGUACUUGAUGGACAGUCAACUUCCCGUGGACAGUCACCAUGUACAAAUCACGAGUCACAAGAGCGCCUUCGCAAUGCCAGUGCAGGACACUCUGAUGGCUUUGUACCAGUGCCAGUACAGUGUCCUCUUGGGAGGGAAGUGGAUUAAUUCUGAACGCAGCGGCCCUCUGGCCAUUUCCAAAGAUCUUCCUCCUCCAUCAACACCAGAUGUGUCAGGUGAGGACUGGCCUCUUAUACUUGGCUCCUUAUCCACUGCGGUGCUCUUCCUCUGCUCACUGGCCCUCCUGGUGGUGGUGGUGCACAAAAAAGUGAAAGCAGCAGCUGAUGAAAAGAAGAAAAGAUCGGAAGCAAAGUUUUGGACUCAAGUUCACACCAGGGACCAUGUUGUUGACCUAACCCUCAGGUGUACCAGUGUCAACUCCCAGGAAUGGGCCAGGGGGGACAUGGGCACAGACAACACCUCCAGAUCCCCAUUAUGGAACUCCCACUCCACAUUCACAAACCCUAUCCAUUAGAAAUCUCUGUCUCGCUCUCUUUCUCUCUGUAUAUUUAUACAUUAUUAUGGUGUGCCUGUGUAGCAUCAGCUGGCUUUAAACACAGCAGGACAGGAAAAGCAAUUUCCUUACUUCCAAUUUCAUGUGGAGAGGCACGCUUCUUCAAUUAGACAGGAUGUGAUGUUUGCUUUACGUACCUGCCACUGAUCCACUAUUACUAAAUAAAAACUGCCGUGUUUACUUGUGA